This is a messenger RNA of Penicillium cataractarum, 1581 nucleotides long. Its product is annotated as histidine phosphatase family protein. Gene Ontology annotation, molecular function: acid phosphatase activity. The record is from RefSeq and is a predicted model, not a curated record. The coding region runs from base 1 to 1581 and encodes 526 amino acids. NCBI's taxonomy places the organism in Eukaryota, Fungi, Ascomycota, Eurotiomycetes, Eurotiales, Aspergillaceae. The transcript has 3 exons.
AUGGCCACUGCCGUCGAGGCAGGUGCUAUUAACCAGAGGGCUACGCCAACUCAGCCUGAUUGGUUCAAAACCUCGCCCGAUCUCUAUACUGGUACUGUCGCGACUGGUGCUGCUCCUUUCCUGGCUGAGAUUAACCCUGCGCCUUUCGGCGAUGCCACCUAUGUUCCCAAUGCUCCAUUGGAGACGUCGGAACCAAUUGAUGGUGCCAAGGGACGGAACAUCUUCCACCUCAUGGGUGAUCUGAGUCCCUACUUCUCGCCGUCUGAGGGCUUCGGAGUGAACGAGUACCCCCUACCAAAGGGUGCUAACAUCACACAGAUGCACAUGCUUCAACGCCACGGUGCUCGAUAUCCCUCAUCCUCGGAGGGCUUGGAUUCUUGGGGCGCUGGUAUCGUCAAUGCUACUGCCAAGGGAACUGUCUUCACAGGCAAGCUUGAUUUCUUGAACGACUGGUCAUACAAGCUGGGCAAGGAGAUCCUUGUUCCCCAAGGUCGUCAAGAAUUGUUUGACGCGGGUGUCUUGAACUUCUACAACUAUGGCCACCUGUACAAUAACACCACCUCCAAGAUUGUUGUCCGCACAACCCUUCAGUCUCGGAUGCUUGAGAGCUGCGAGAAUUUCUUGGCCGGCUUCUUUGGCCUGAACUGGAGAGAUCAUGCCAAUAUUUUGGCUACCGUCGACCCGGCAACAACUGGAGAGUACACUUGCACCAAAGAGGCGACAACCAUGAUGGAAUCUAUCGAAGUUCCAGUCGCUACCUGGAUGGCCACUUAUCUCAAGGAGCGAACGGCCGAGCUGAAGCUUCUGACUGGCAACUACAACUGGACGGUUACCGAUACGUACCACGCUCAGGCUCUUUGCCCUUAUGAGACCAUCAGUCUCGGCUAUAGUGACUUCUGCCAGCUUUUCACCUACAAUGAUUGGGUGAACUAUGCGUACCUCAUGGAUAUUGAGUUUGCGGGUCUUUCCGGUUUCCAUAGCCCCACUGGUCGUGCCCAGGGUAUUGCCUUUGUUGAAGAGUUCCUGGCUCGCGUUGAGGGUCAUUUGCUUAAUGUCCCCGCUAACACGACCGGAGCUAAUAUGACUCUCGACACGAACCCUGUCACCUUCCCCCUGAACCAGAACCUCUACUUGGAGUUUACCCAUGAUGCCAACAUUGUCUCGGUCCUGACUGCUUUCGGACUGACUCAGUUCGCUGAUGCCCUCCCUCUCACUGGCCCUACCAAGGACCAGCAGUUCCAUACCAGCCGCAUUGUUCCAUUCGCAGGACGUCUAAACAUUGAGAUUAUCUCAGCACCGCACAAGGUCUCCACUAAGCGCUCAUCUAAGGCCACCAAGAAAGGCGACUAUGUUAGCGGUACUAGCGCGACAAAGUACGUUCACUUCAUUCAAAACCAGCGUACUAUCCCGCUGCACUCCAGCUUUGACGAGUGCGAGUACCGCGAGGAUGGCUGGUGUGAACUGUCGACCUUCCUGAAUGUCCAGAAGCAAAGUCUGAAGAAGGCUCAGUAUCAGUACGCCUGCUUCGGAAACUGGACCAUGAAGAGUUGGGGUGCCGUUAAGGAUGGCGUUCCUGCGUAA